CGCUAAUGGGCCCGCUAACCGCCGAUUAAACCCACGAAGAAGAGAAAUAAAACUUAUCAACAGUGAAGAAGAGGGCGGAGGCCCUGCCUGAAAUUUAACGAGCACCGCUAUUAACGCCGAUGUUGGGGCGUUUUGUCCAGCGAUGAGGUCGUGAACGCCUCCGUGUUUGGGACAUAGCUAAAAAAAAAAACAGCACAUAAGUAAGAUGGUUAAAUAAAGUAUAAUGCAAAGAUACUGUGAUACCUUUACUCUGACUGGCAAUAGUUAACAGAAAUGCCGUGGUGCCAAAACACCAAGCGGAAACAUUACUUCUAACCAUACAAACCUCCUGGAGGAGUGAAAGCCAGACCGUAUUUGUAUUGUUUUAUCAGUUUCCUCUUCAAGACACAAGCUCAUAACGAGCUGUUUUCCUCUAGACCAUGGUAGAUAAUCGGUAUGCCACAGCUCUGGUGAUAGGUUCGGUGCUGAGCCUGCUGGCCACAGUGUACCUAUCUGUGGCUGUAGGGACUCAGCAGUGGUACCAGUAUAACAGUCCGCCGGUAAAACAUGACGGCAAGAACGCUUCCGAGCUCAAAGAGAGGUUCAUCAAUGGAGAGUUUGACGAGAAGACCUCCAGUGACAGUAUAUUCCAACUGAACGGCACCCUGGGACUGUGGUGGAGGUGCAUCCUGGUGCCCAGCCAGUCAUACUGGUAUAAAGAGCCAGAUCCCAAGAUGGAGGCCCAGUGUGUGAGCUUCACUCUUUCUCAGCAGUUUUCUCCAAAGUACAAAGACCCUGGAAACCCCAACAGUGAAGAAGAUCUGCUGAGAACAUAUCUCUGGAGAUGCCAGUUCCUUCUGCCCCUGGUAUCCCUGGCCUUGGUUUUCCUCAGCGGGCUUGUCGGGGUCUGCGCCUGCCUGUGCCGCAGCUUCACCCCCACCUUGGUUGUGGGGGUGCUCCAUCUUCUCGCAGGUCUGUGCUCCCUGGGCACCGUCUGCUGUUUCUUGGCAGGCGUGGAUUUGCUCCACCAAUACUCCGCACCACCAGAAGGGGUGGAGGGCUCGCUGGGCUGGUCCCUCUACCUCGCCCUCAUCUCCUUCCCUCUGCAGAUGAUGGCAGCCGCUUUGUUCCUGUGGGCAGCCAGGAGUCACCGCAAGAACUACACCCGCAUGACUGCAUACAGGGUCGCGUGAGAGAGUGACAGACUGCUCUCACAGCCAUGUACAGUACCUUAACACAGCCAACUGGUCUGAGGACUUCAUUUCAUAUCUUUUAUCUUAUGAAAAGUUGAAUGAAGUGACUGUAACUCCUCCUCUGCACCGGUCUUUUAAAACAACAAAACAACAACAUGGUGUCACAGACACAAAGGGGGGAAUAAACUAAACCAGACUGCAGCUAAUCAUCAUAAGUGCUCAUAAAUAGGGGUUUAAUAUCUUUGAGUUGUCUUAUCUCAUCUUUUGUUUUUAAGCCUCUCUAACCUGUAUCUUACCCAAAGCAUGUUCUUAAUGUAUUUUAACAGAUGUUAGGGAUCGUUUGUUAUUCCCGGUGUUAACUGUGUUUCUGUGUGGUGCUUUAAUUGCCUUCUUUUCGGUUGCCAUUUCUUCCAAAGCUGCUCACCACAUUGCCCUUAAAUCAGUUUUAACUGUGCACUGUCACAAAUAGCGCACCUGCAGUUAUCAAACUCAGGAUAUCUCUCUCUAAUAGUACAUGAAUAAUAUCACACAAGACAAUAAUUUUUGUUUUUUAUGUUUUUUUUUAUUUUUGGUUCUAUUUUUGUUUAAUCUUAAAUAUGGAGCCUUUGCUGUGCAUGCCUUUUAAGCUGACAUUUCAUCACCUGUGGUAAUUGUUGAUUUCUGUCCUGUGGUAUGUGUUGACUAAAUGUCACUAAAUGUCACUCACCGAAAAUGUAACCACUCAUCGUCCAUUGUCAGCUCUGUUUAUAGGUCUAAUAUUUAUUUACGCAGUUAAUUUGAAUGUUGAAAAGACUGAAUUGAUUCGAUGCCACUCAUGCAAACUCGUGACUUCUUCAUAACAUUGAAAUUCUAAUGUUUCAGGCCCAAACUAUACUACUGCCAUUUUACAUUUGUAAUGAUGGAGUUUCACUGUUUAAAACUACUGUUUUGUUAAUCCCACAAUCGUUCUCUGUUCUUUUUUAGAGUCAGUCAAACGUUUGUUGGUGAAACCCCCCCGAGUCAAAGAGACUGAUAUUUGAAUUACUCAUUUGCAAAAUCUUAAUUUGCAAGUGAAAAUCCUCCUGAAUCUACAUCUUUAUACUGAACAUUUGUGUGGACAGUGGAUGAAUUUACUACUUUUGUGUGUGUGUCAAAUUCGCAUAUUACUCACUGUACCUGCCACAGAAUACAGAUUGUGAUGUUUUUGUGUCACAGUGUUUUGUUACACGUCUGAUAUGUGUACACUCCAGCUUUUCUAAAUGUUUUUAUGUAUCCUGAAGCACACUGUACUUGUUUCUGUAUGAAUAAAUUUGACAUUUGCUGA
Messenger RNA from Lates calcarifer (barramundi perch), 2475 nucleotides. RefSeq names its product claudin domain containing 1b (gene cldnd1b). NCBI's taxonomy places the organism in Eukaryota, Metazoa, Chordata, Actinopteri, Centropomidae. The record is from RefSeq and is a predicted model, not a curated record. Gene Ontology annotation, cellular component: membrane.